UUUCAACCAGCUCUUUCAAAAGACCCUAAGCAAUCACUACAUUGUUAGAAUCCAAAGCAGAAAAGUAAGCAGAUAGAACUUCCACAUAUAUUCGUAGUUUCAUUUACUUCACUUGGAGAUUUCCUUUAUUCCGUGCAUGGUUUAUGCCCUCACUCUUUCUUAUAAAUUAAUUGGUUUCGCUUCCUUGAAUCCAUUAAGAUUUUGAGGUCACCUAAUCUGCUGCAACCAACUGAUCUGUUGAGUGCAAGCUGUGGUUGCACAGUGUAUUCCUGCUGCUUCCCCAUAAAAUAUGGAUUCUUAUAGAGAUUUUACCUUAAGCAAGGUACCACGCAAGAUGAAAUCACGGCCUCCAGUAUCACAUGAGAGCUCAAGCAAGGAAUAUGAGAUGAAAAAUACGGCAUACAUUCAGUAUCUGCCACUGUAUAAGGCUGUUGACAUUGGUGACCUAGAGGCCACAAUGAAGUUCCUGAAAGAACAUCCUGAUGGACUGACUGCUAGCAUUUCAGCAGAUGGGGACACUGCCCUCCAUGCUGCGGUUCUGGCAGGGCACAUAGAGAUUGUGGUGGAGUUGGUCAACCAGUUGGAGGAAGUUGACUUGGAAAUCAAAAACGGAAAUAAUGCCACUGCGCUUAAUUAUGCUGCCAUCGGAGGGAUCACAAGGAUUGCAGAGGAUUUGGUAGCAAAGAAUGAAGGUUUACUUAAAGUUCCAAACCAGAAUGGCCUGAUCCCAGUUGUUGUAGCUUCUCUUUAUGGUCAUAAAGACAUGGUUCGUUAUCUUUACAGUGUGAGUCCGAAAGAAGAGCUCAGUCCAGCUACAAACAAUAAGAAUGGGGUUAUGCUUCUCACAACAUGUAUCAAUGACGAACUCUAUGAUAUUGCCUUGGAUCUGCUUCAACAUUACCCACAAUUGGCUUUUUAUCAAGAUAGUGACAAAGACACAGCUCUUGAUAUGUUGGCUCAAAAACCCUCUGCUUUCCCCAGUGGAACUCAAUUUGCUUUGUGGCAAAAAUGGAUAUACAAGUUUAUCCGGGUAUCUCAGCCACUUGCCUCUAGCAACAACCAUGGAGACAUUGAAAGGCCAAAUAGGGGACCAACUGAUCGAAGGAACAUUGUUAAACGAGCAUCUGACAAAUUGUUGGUAAUGGUUUGGAAGGCCUUGAGAUUUUUUGUUCCAGCUAUCAAGCAUAUGUAUAACCUGAAGUUGAUACAUGGCCAAGCACAUGCAGUUCUCUGUUGCCUAUGUGAACAAAUAUCAACUUUGCAUAAAUCAGAAUUCAAAGAAAUUGGUGUGUACAGAGCUGUAUUCAGUGCUGUUAAGCAUGGAAUUGUUGAGUUCAUCAUUGAAAUGAUUAGACAUUAUCCUGACAUCAUAUGGUCCGAGGAUGAACUUAACCGGGGCAUAUUCUUAUACGCAACCCUACAACGCCAAGAAAAGAUAUUCAGCCUUAUAUACAAAAUGGGAGCAAAGAAGAACUCUAUGGCAACUUCUUGGGACAAGUAUCAAAACAACAUUUUACAUCAAGCUGCAUUCAUAGCACCUUCCUCUCGGCUUGAUCGUGUUUCAGGUGCACCAUUACAAAUGCAAAGAGAGCUACAAUGGUACAAGGAGGUGGAGAGCAUUGUCCAACCAAAGUACAAAGAGAUGUUAAAUUCGUCCCAUAAAACAGCUCAAACUUUAUUCACUGACCAGCACAAGAAAUUACUAGAAGAAGGGGAGAAAUGGAUGAAGGCCACGGCUGAAUCUUGCACAGUUGUGGCUGCUCUUAUUGCUACCAUAAUGUUUUCAGCUAUCUUUACUGUUCCAGGUGGAUAUGACCAGUAUUCAGGCAUUCCUAUAUACUUGAAUCGGAAUUCUUUCAUGGUUUUCAUAGUGUCCGACGCAAUGUCAUUGUUCGCGUCUUCAUCAUCAUUAUUAAUGUUCUUCGGAAUCCUGACAUCGCGGUAUAGAGAAGAAGAUUUCCUCAAGUCCUUGCCUACAAAGUUGAUAGUAGGCCUUUCGUGUCUUUUCUUCUCGAUAGCAACCAUGAUGAUAACCUUUGGCAUUACACUUGUUAUGAUGCUUCGUGAACGUUUUCACUGGGUUUCCUUUCCGAUUAUUUUGCUGGCUAGUCUUCCUGUCACGCUUUUUGCUCUGCUACAAUUCCCUCUCCUUGUUGAGAUCUUCUUUUCCACAUAUGGACCUGGAAUUUUCGACAAGCCGAAGAAGUGGUGGUUGUUUUGAGCAGUCUAGAAUUCAUUUCAGAGCCUAUGUUCAAUACAUAUAUAAAGAGAAGGGUAGCUUCUCAAUUACCAUCAGAUAUUUUGAGAAUAUUAUCCAUCCUUCGUUGUUUGGAUUAUGAGUUGAAUCUGUUGCAUCAACUGAUGUUGUUGUAGUUCUUAUCAAACAAUUAUCUGAAACAAUACAACAACUUGCCUGCACUUUCUUUAUAGGGAGUAAAAGUGGAUUCUAUUUCCAACUGA
Messenger RNA from Populus nigra (black poplar), 2460 nucleotides. RefSeq names its product ankyrin repeat-containing protein At5g02620. The record is from RefSeq and is a predicted model, not a curated record. Lineage: Eukaryota; Viridiplantae; Streptophyta; Magnoliopsida; Malpighiales; Salicaceae. The transcript has 8 exons. Gene Ontology annotation, molecular function: protein binding. The coding region runs from base 290 to 2221 and encodes 643 amino acids.